Pogoniulus pusillus (Red-fronted tinkerbird) is the source of this 3253-nucleotide messenger RNA. It is a transcript of the gene SEC14L5, whose product is annotated as SEC14 like lipid binding 5. The transcript has 17 exons. Lineage: Eukaryota; Metazoa; Chordata; Aves; Piciformes; Lybiidae. The record is from RefSeq and is a predicted model, not a curated record. The coding region runs from base 214 to 2349 and encodes 711 amino acids. Gene Ontology annotation, cellular component: cytoplasm.
AGCGUGGAGCCGGUGGCGGCCGAGCGGCGCCGCGGGCUGGAGUCCGGGGCUGGGCGGCGCCGCUGCUGCUCCGUGAUGGGCACGGCCGUGCUCCAGGAGUUGCAGCUGGAGCCUUUCUUGCCUCAAGAAGCAGAAUGAGUGUCGUGCAGCUCUGCCUUGAGAAGAAGGCAUCGAAGGUCUGCUGCUGAGCUCUCCUCGAGGUGUGUGGUAAAAAUGGUGCAGAAGUACCAGUCCCCAGUUCGAGUCUACAAAUACCCCUUUGAGCUCGUCAUGGCAGCGUACGAGAGGCGCUUCCCGACGUGCCCGCAGAUCCCGGUGUUCCUGGGCAGCGAGAUCCUGCACGAGUCCCGCAGCGAGGACGGAGCCAUCCACAUCGUGGAGCGCAGCUGCAAGCUCAACGUGGACGCUCCCAGACUGCUGAAGAAGAUGGCAGGGGUGGAGCAUGUCUUCUUCAUCCAGAGGAACACGGUCAACUGGCGGGAGAGGACGCUGCGUAUCGAGGCCCACAACGAGACCUUUGCCAACCGGGUAGUGGUCCUGGAGACCUGCAGCUACUCAGUUCACCCUGAGAAUGAGGAGUGGACCUGCUUUGAGCAGUCUGCAUCUCUGGACAUCAAAUCCUUCUUCGGCUUUGAGAGCACCGUGGAGAAGAUCGCCAUGAAGCAGUACACCUCCAACAUCAAAAGGGGCAAGGAAGUGAUCGAGCACUACCUGAAGGAGCUGAUCUCCCAGGGGAUCACCUUCAUCCCGCGCUGGACGCCUCCCCCAGUCAGCGCUGGGCAGGAGAAGGAGCAAACCCAGGCUGCUGGACACCAUCCUGCUGCUGAAGCAGUCGAGUCCGGGGCUCGUGGAAGCACCAAAGAGCAAAGUGGCAGCUGCUGCCCUGCGGCUGACGCUGUCAGCCCUGAUGCUGACAAGCUGGAUGCUGACUACAUCGAGCGCUACCUGGGCCAGCUGAGCCCCAUGCAGGAGAGCUGCCUGAUCCGCCUGCGCCAGUGGCUGCAGGAGACUCACAAAGGCAAGAUCCCCAAGGAUGAGCACAUCCUGCGCUUCCUGCGGGCUCGCGACUUCAACCUGGAGAAGGCUCGGGAGAUGCUGUGCCAGUCGCUGGCCUGGCGCAAGCAGUACCAGGUGGAUUACAUCCUGCAGUCCUGGAGGCCCCCAGCCCUGCUGGAGGAGUACUACACGGGAGGCUGGCACCACCAGGACAGAGAUGGAAGACCUCUCUACAUCCUGCGCCUGGGCCAGAUGGACACCAAGGGGCUGGUGAAGGCCCUGGGAGAGGAGGCCCUGCUCCGACACGUUCUGUCCAUUAAUGAGGAAGGACAGAAGAGGUGUGAGGAGAACACCAACACAUUUGGCCGCCCCAUCACGUCCUGGACGUGCCUGGUGGAUUUGGAAGGGCUAAACAUGAGGCAUCUGUGGCGGCCUGGAGUCAAGGCCCUGCUCAGGAUAAUCGAGGUUGUGGAGGACAACUACCCUGAAACCCUGGGGAGGCUGCUGAUAGUGAGAGCCCCCAGGGUCUUCCCCGUGCUCUGGACUCUGGUCAGCCCCUUCAUCAACGACAACACCAGGCAGAAGUUCCUCAUUUACAGUGGCAAUAACUACCAAGGGCCAGGGGGGCUGGUGGACUACGUGGACAAAGAUGUGAUUCCAGACUUCCUGGGAGGAGAAUGCAUGUGCACUGUCCCAGAAGGUGGCCUUGUCCCCAAGUCGCUGUACCAAACGGAGGAGGAGGAGCAGAACUUGGAUCACAUCCGCCUGUGGACAGAGACCAUCUACCAUUCUGCCACUGUGCCCAGGGGAGCUCCACACGAGAUAGUUGUGGAGAUUCUGGAAGGGGAAUCUGUCAUCACCUGGGACUUCGACAUCUUGAAGGGGGAUGUGGUCUUCAGCCUCUUCCACUCCAAACGAGCUCCUCAAACGGGUCACAAAGAGGCCGCAGUACCCAGCAGCUCUGCUGGCGGGGACAGCUGCCAGCUGAUCGACAAGAGCUGGGUGCUGGGGGUGGACUACAGCCGUGUGGAGUCCCCUCUGGUGUGCAGGGAGGGGGAGAGCAUCCAGGGCUCUCAUGUGACUCGCUGGCCUGGCUUCUACAUACUGCAGUGGAAGAUGCAUGCCCCCCUGCCCUGCUCCAGCAGCAGCCUGCCAAGGGUCGAUGAUGUCCUUGCCUCCCUGCAAGGCUCCAGUCACAAGUGCAAGCUCAUCUACUACUAUGAAGUGCUGGCAUCCAAGGACUUCAGGGGAUCCAUGUCAAGCCUGGAGUCUUGCACCAGCGGCUUCUCCCAGCUGAGUGGAGCCACCACAGCCUCCAGCCAGUCCCAGAGCAGCUCCCACCUCUCCAGAUAGCAGAGCCACGACCCCAGCAGGGAGGAGAAAUCGCUGGGGGGAGCUCCUGGCCACCCCCUGCCCUACUCUCUGCACCAAACCAAAGAUCCUCCAGGAGCUUCACCUCGAGGUGCUCCUUCUGCUGCUCGCGGGGAGCAGCUGCUUGGACACAGGGAGGCUGUGGGGAGCUGCUCAGAGUUCCCAAGGACUCAUCUGGGGGCUGCCAUCUCCUGUCACACGGUGCUGGUGUGGCAUGAACCCAUAUGUGACCUCCAAAGGGCUGGCUCCACUCAGAGCUAUUGCUGCAGGUGGUGGCUGAAGGAGGCUGAUCUUGCCUUACCUGGUCUGGUCUGCAGGCCUGGCUUGCUCACCUGGAGCAAACUCCUCUCCCUUCUCUACCUGCCCAGGCUGCCAGCUCCACACCAGGCAGUCCAGGGAGCACCUCAGGGGCAGGGACUGGAAGCCAACUGUAAAGAACCUUUCUACAACUGGGAUGUUGCAGGAAUCACCUCCAGCUCAACCCUAAAACCUCAUCAGCUCUCGACAGGACACGGGUAGGAACUGUGUGCCCUGAGGCACAGAGGGCAAAGUGGAUCUGGGGGGAGUGCAGGCAGAGGAGCUGCCUGCAGCAGCUUGCUCCUUCCUUCUCCCUCAGGGUUACAAGCAAUAAUGAGCAGAUCUGCCCCAGCUCAUCCCAGGGGCUGGAUCCAAUUCCCAAGGGCUAAGCAAAGCAAUAUUUUCUCUCCUGAAGGCACAACCUUCUCGAACUUGCUUCUCUGAAACCUGAGCUAACUUGAAAACCUUAACACACAGCAGCAAGCCUCUGCUGAAGCUCCUCCUGCAGCGCCAGCUGCUCAGAACUGCAUUUUUAACUUAUUGAUCAUUUCAGCAAUGAGUAUUUAUUAAACCCAGUCGUUUAAUGGGA